Messenger RNA from Salvia splendens (bonfire salvia), 447 nucleotides. RefSeq lists its product as uncharacterized. The record is from RefSeq and is a predicted model, not a curated record. Lineage: Eukaryota; Viridiplantae; Streptophyta; Magnoliopsida; Lamiales; Lamiaceae. The transcript has a single exon. Bases 1 to 447 code for a protein of 148 amino acids.
AUGCACCGGCCGCUAUUUCUGAGUAUCGUGUCAGCUUUAGAGGCUCGGUACAAGUGUUUCCGGUUCAGGGAGGAUGCGAGUGGUAGGCCCGAUCACUUUUCGAUACAGAAGUGCACCACCGCAAUCAGGCAAUUAGCCUGCGAAGGCGCAACCAACAUGUUCGACGAGUACCUUCACAUAGGCGAGACGACUACCCGCGAGUGUCUGCAGCAUUUCUAUCGGGGCGUCAUUCACAUAUUCGGGGAUAGGUAUCUUCGAAAGCCUACCCCUGAUAACUGCCAAGGUCUUAUGGAUGUGCACGAGAGGGUGCACGGUUUUCCCGAAAUGUUGAGCAGCAUAGAUUGUAUGCAUUGGGAGUGGAAGAACUGCCCCACCACCUGGAAAUGGAUGUACACAACCGACUUCAAAGGCAAGAAUCCCAUGAAUGAUCCUCGAAGCCGUAGCUGA